Messenger RNA from Gorilla gorilla gorilla (western lowland gorilla), 4515 nucleotides. It is a transcript of the gene PRDM8, whose product is annotated as PR/SET domain 8. Gene Ontology annotation, molecular function: protein binding. The record is from RefSeq and is a predicted model, not a curated record. The transcript is spliced from 10 exons. Gene Ontology annotation, cellular component: nucleus. Bases 1045 to 3711 code for a protein of 888 amino acids. NCBI's taxonomy places the organism in Eukaryota, Metazoa, Chordata, Mammalia, Primates, Hominidae. Gene Ontology annotation, biological process: oligodendrocyte development; regulation of DNA-templated transcription.
AGAGACCGGGGCCAUUUCGCGAGGCGGACGGGCUCCUCGGCAGGCUCCGAUUGGGGUGGGAGCGCGGCCGCCGAGGGGCCCGCAGUAGCUGCGCUCACGGGGAAGGAGCCCCACAGUCCCCAGGUAAGGAAGCCGCGGGGCAGGCGAAGGGCGGGGAAGGAGGAGCCUGAGCGUUCCGGUACCCAACCCUCUCUCUUUCUUGACCUUCCUCCCCUCUGCCCCUUCAUCCUGGGCGCGGAGGGCGGAACAGUUUCUGGACCAGAGCACCCGCGAGAAGCAGGGAGCGGCCGCACAGCAGCCAGAAGAGGGCGCCAGCACCCCGGGGCCGGGGCUACAGGGCUGGCUCUGACCCGGCGUCCCGCCCCUGCCCCGGGGAACGCUGCCUCUGCCGCAAAGAUGCCCCCUUCCGCUGGAAAGCGGUGCCUCCCUGGGUGCUCGCGAAAGCAGCCCUGAGAAUGGCAGCUCUCAGAGGUUGAAGUCAUUCUUUUCGGGGGACGGGGCACGGCGACUGUUUGAUUGGGGGUGUUCUGGCGCGUGCCCACAGUGCCCCCAGACCCUCCGCUCGCCCGUGCGCCGAGGUCGUCGGGUUUUAGACCCAGAGAGCACGUUCCGUAAGCUCCCGGCCCAAAUCCCCUCGGAAAAAUUAAUCACAACGACCAGCGGAUGCAAAAUGUGUGCCUGUGUUGAGUCUGUCUUUUAAUCCCGAACGUAAUUCUAAAAAGCAGCAUCAGACAAGAGCUUUAUUAAUCCCUUACACGAGCAAAUGCGAUCUCUGACCUACUAGACUUGUUUUCCUACAAUUUCAAAAAAAGCCUCGCUAGAGGAAUGUGCAAGGACAGAAGGGAAACUGAGGAGACCGGCAACUCAUUAGCGAAAUAAUAGGGUGCACUGCAAUAAAAAUGCGGUCCUGAAGUGGAGCAGACUCACCUGCAAGGAGCCCGGAAAAUCGACAGGGGCGGUGGCAAAGUCAUAAAAGCCACCUGGGGUGUCAUUUAUCAACCUCUCUCCAGCCCACUCUUCCAAAAUAACACUACAGUUUCCUACAUGUGUAUUUUUGCCAGGACUCCAAAGAGCCUUGCUAAAGUGGAACAAGCAAAAUCCUCCCCUGGCCUCCUGGGACUGCAGUCACCAGGCUCUCAAAGCCUCAAUACCCCACUGAGUUCCAGAGAAGGGUCUCAAAGCUGGGAGAGGAUCAAACUAACAUGGAGUAGAGAAUUGAACUGUGAAAAAGAAGCCCGAGAUUCCCCAGCGACGUGGUGUUGCAGCCCCAUUGAAGGAGUCAACUUGCAGGCUGUUAAAGACCUCAAGUCAUUAGCAUCAGCUGCUGCACUAAAGGGGCAAGUCAGCGCCUCUAAGUGGCUUAGCGCACAAACGAGGCUCCCGAGACGGCCUCGGCAACUCCAUCCCCUCCUCCACCACCCGCUGGAUGUGAAAAGCUUUCCGGAGCCCAUCUUGUCUUUUUCUCCCCAUCUCUCCAUCUCUCUCUUAUCUCUUCGUGAAGAGCCUAAAAGGCGGCAACACCAACACCUCUUGACAUGGAAAUACACUGAUACAAUAGGCAAAAGGAAACACUCGAUUGCAUCUUCCCGGUUCCAGGUGGCCUUAUCUGGGAGAUUCUAUACUGACCUUAUUCCUGUGAUGGAGGAUACUGGCAUCCAGCGAGGCAUCUGGGAUGGAGAUGCCAAGGCUGUCCAACAAUGUCUGACAGAUAUUUUUACCAGCGUUUACACCACCUGCGACAUCCCUGAGAAUGCUAUAUUUGGUCCCUGUGUCCUGAGCCAUACUUCCCUAUAUGACAGCAUAGCUUUCAUAGCUCUCAAGUCUACUGACAAGAGAACAGUACCGUAUAUCUUUCGGGUAGACACCUCAGCAGCAAAUGGUUCCUCAGAAGGUCUCAUGUGGCUGCGGUUGGUCCAAUCGGCCAGAGAUAAGGAAGAGCAGAACCUUGAAGCCUACAUAAAAAACGGACAGCUGUUCUACCGCUCUCUCCGCAGGAUUGCCAAAGACGAGGAGUUACUAGUUUGGUACGGGAAAGAACUGACUGAGUUACUCUUGCUCUGCCCCUCUAGAUCCCACAACAAAAUGAAUGCAGGGUCGUCCCCUUACACAUGCCUGGAAUGCAGCCAACGUUUCCAGUUUGAGUUCCCCUAUGUGGCGCAUCUGCGUUUCCGCUGCCCCAAGAGACUUCACAGCGCUGAUAUAAGUCCCCAAGACGAGCAAGGCGGCGGCGUGGGCACCAAGGACCACGGGGGCGGCGGCGGCGGUGGCAAAGACCAGCAGCAGCAGCAGCAGGAGGCACCUUUAGGCCCGGGUCCCAAGUUUUGCAAAGCCGGCCCCCUCCACCACUACCCAUCCCCCUCCCCAGAAAGCAGCAACCCACCCGCUGCCGCCGGCGGCAGCAGCGCGAAGCCAUCCACAGACUUCCACAACCUGGCCAGGGAGCUGGAAAACUCCCGGGGAGGCAGCAGCUGCUCCCCAGCCCAGAGCCUCAGCAGCGGUAGCGGCAGCGGCGGCGGCGGCGGCCACCAGGAGGCGGAGCUGAGUCCCGACGGCAUCGCCACGGGCGGCGGCAAAGGAAAGAGGAAAUUCCCGGAGGAGGCGACGGAGGGUGGCGGUGGCGCUGGUCUGGUAGGGGGCCGGGGCCGCUUCGUAGAGCGGCCCCUCCCGGCCUCCAAGGAGGAUCUGGUGUGCACACCGCAGCAGUACCGAGCCUCGGGCAGCUACUUCGGCCUGGAAGAGAACGGCCGCCUCUUCGCGCCGCCAAGUCCCGAGACGGGCGAGGCGAAGCGCAGCGCCUUCGUGGAGGUGAAGAAGGCUGCCCGCGCGGCCAGCCUGCAGGAGGAGGGGACAGCCGACGGCGCGGGAGUCGCCUCCGAGGACCAGGACGCUGGCGGCGGCGGCGGCUCCUCCACGCCCGCGGCCGCGUCGCCGGUGGGCGCCGAGAAGCUGCUGGCCCCGCGGCCUGGGGGCCCGCUGCCCAGCCGGCUCGAGGGCGGCAGUCCUGCGAGGGGCAGCGCCUUCACUUCGGUGCCGCAGCUGGGCAGCGCGGGCAGCACGGGCGGUGGGGGCGGAACGGGCGCCGGGGCCGCAGGCGGCGCGGGCGGGGGCCAGGGCACCGCGUCGGACGAGCGCAAAAGCGCCUUCUCGCAGCCAGCACGCUCCUUCUCGCAGCUGUCCCCGCUGGUGCUGGGCCAGAAGCUGGGCGCGCUCGAGCCAUGCCACCCCGCCGACGGCGUGGGCCCCACCAGACUCUAUCCCGCCGCUGCGGACCCUCUAGCGGUGAAGCUCCAGGGGGCCGCGGACCUGAACGGAGGUUGCGGGUCCCUGCCGAGCGGCGGCGGCGGCCUGCCUAAGCAGAGCCCCUUCCUGUACGCCACCGCCUUCUGGCCCAAGAGCUCCGCUGCCGCUGCAGCCGCGGCUGCGGCGGCGGCCGCGGGGCCCUUGCAGCUGCAGCUGCCCUCGGCGCUCACGCUGCUGCCGCCCUCCUUCACCUCGCUGUGUCUGCCCGCGCAGAACUGGUGCGCCAAGUGCAAUGCCUCCUUCCGCAUGACCUCCGACCUGGUGUACCACAUGAGGUCGCACCACAAAAAGGAGUAUGCGAUGGAGCCCUUGGUGAAGCGGCGGCGAGAGGAGAAACUCAAGUGCCCCAUCUGCAAUGAGUCCUUCAGGGAGCGCCACCACCUCUCCAGGCACAUGACCUCGCAUAAUUGACUCGGAAAGGACCCCAGCUUUCCACGCGCGCGCAAGCACAGUUAAGCCACCUGCAGGAAUAAACACGCGAGAACAUCCACCGCUUCCUUGCACCCCGAAACACUGCACAAAGACACAUACAUUCACACCCCCCCUCCCCAACGCGCACACACACGUCCUCUCCUCCCAGGAACCUCAUUCAAAUUUUUACCCGGGACACACAUACCCCCCCCCCCCACACACACACACAGACACACACAGACACACACACAAGAGCCAGGAUGGUGGAGUUUUGAUUGGGUGGGUUGUUUGAGGGGGUUUUCUUUUGAAUGCACGCAUUUUCACUUUCCCCAAAACAAAGGUACAUUUUUAAAAAUGUCAUAUAUUGCAACAUAUUGAUGCAUUUGUCAUACGUUUCUACUUAAAUUAUUAAGCACUUACGAUUUAGAUGUAAUAAUUAUAUGUAAGGGCAAAAUUUAUUUUAGAUAUAAAGUAAAGGAGGAGGGUGAGAUUCUUUCUGCAUUUCUUGAUGACAGUUUGUGUUCUUACAAAAAUAAACAAAAUGAAUAAAAAGGGAUCACCAUUCAAUUUGAGUUUCCAGGGGGAAGUGCAUGUAUAAUGAAAUGAUAAUGGACUUCAAUGAAGAAUGUCAUCAAUUAUGUACAUAUGUAUUUUCUUUUAAUACAAAGUGUAAUUUUGUGCCAGUGAAAUGGAGUCUGAAUAGUUAUGUGUUUCUUUUAUCCUUGGAAAUAUUUAUUAAACUUUAUAGUUUAUCGGAGUAUGUUGGAUGCUUUGACAAUAAAUGACUAUUUUCUUCAAAGCAAA